Messenger RNA from Culex quinquefasciatus (southern house mosquito), 2775 nucleotides. Its product is annotated as homeobox protein goosecoid. The transcript has 5 exons. The record is from RefSeq and is a predicted model, not a curated record. Gene Ontology annotation, molecular function: DNA-binding transcription factor activity, RNA polymerase II-specific; DNA binding. Gene Ontology annotation, biological process: central nervous system development; neuron differentiation; regulation of DNA-templated transcription. Lineage: Eukaryota; Metazoa; Arthropoda; Insecta; Diptera; Culicidae. The coding region runs from base 1109 to 2599 and encodes 496 amino acids.
UUCGGUCCGGUCAACGCGCAACACAUACUUUCAGGAGCAGCGAGCAGUGCAGUGAGGCUAGUCUACCUUUCGGGCGCAGCGCUGCUAGAACUAGAAGAGAGCUAGUUGUUAGACGUUCUGAAGUGGUGGUGGUUGAUUUCGGGGGUCGAAAAGGUUGGAAUUUUCAUUUUCAUUAGUGCUAUAUUUCUUGCGGCGGUCCCAGACGACAAAUUCUUCAACUCUGAAACGAGCGCACACUUUUCCGGAAAACUGACCAUCGUCAGACCAGUGCCGUCGGGGGACGCAGUGGACCGUUUUCACCCAAGGAUCAAGUUACGCCCCCAGAUUCACUGUGGCUCGACGACAAGUGCGUUGUCUCCGCGCUCCAGACAUACACCAGGUCUCGUUGCAGUGCCAUACCGAACGGAACGCAAAAGUGGCUUUUGAUUUGAGUGGCUUCUUCGGCCGCAGUUAACCAACCCCUUGACGGCAAGUAGAUUCCCAUUUGUGGUCCCAGGCAGGGCCAGAAGCUCACUAUUAGUUGCACACUUUGCUGUCUGGAUUCCGUCCGCGGGUGGAUUGGUAUAGUUCAACCCGUCCAGGAAUGUGCUAUUACUGACAACCAAAAAACCAAGGAUUAUUCAGUUUCGAAAGGGGCAGUGUCAAUUAAAGCACGCAAAGCACAAUCCAGGGCGAUAGUGCGUUAAUUAAGUGCGUGUGUGAGUACUUGAAAUGCGUAAUGAAAUUUUGGUGGUGCUGAGUUGGAUUUGAAAACGUGAUUUACCGAAAAACCAAACUGGAUUAAAAGGAUUAAGUGCGGAGAGCGGUUGUGGUGCAGUUUGAAUUAUAAAGAACCAAAUUUCUUCGUUCCAAUGAAGCACACUUGAUGAGGGUGUGUGUGUGUGUGCGUGGAAAAAGGAAAAGUUUUCAUCAUCCCGCCCCGAGUUGAGUGUAAAUUCUGUUGAAGCUGACCCUCUCAGUUGGGAAAACGGGGAGCUUUUCCUGGGAGACAGAGACGCAGGCGACGGAAUAGUUUUCCAUAAUUAAGUUGUCCUAGCUCGAUAAGUGGGCUUCAUUAUCGGAGAAAGUUAUCCCAGCUGGAGAGAUAGAGAGCGAGAGUAAAUUAGCAAUGAUUCACCAUCAGCCAGCGAAAUACCACACGAAUCCUUUGACACAUUUUCUCAACUUACACAACUCGCAUGCCACGGCAGCAGCGGCGGCGGCGGCGGCCGCAGCAGCCGCGCUGGACCAGCAUCAGCACAUCCUGAACAACAAUAACAACAUCAACACCAACAACAACACCAUUAACGCCAGUUCGAUGAAUGAAGAGUGUGAUAAGAGCCAGGAGCUGAUGAGUGGAGCCAGCUUGGAAACGCACUCCCCACUAAUCGAUACCAACGGAAGUGGAAGUGACGGCGAAGAUGAUAACAUCGACAUCAUCGAUGACGACGACGAAGAAGAAGACGAGCCAAGCGAAGAGGAGUGCGAAGAAGACAUCCUGGCGAGGAGUCGAAACCAUACGCCCAGCACCACCCCACUGGAUGCCGACGGGAUCGGGAAAUCGUUCACCAUAGCGGCCAUUUUAGGGCUGAAGAAAAAGCAACAGCAGCAGGACGGUCACAGCUUGAACGAUGUGAUGAACUUGUCGUUGAACCACGCCGAAAGCCGCCAGUCGGCAUUUCAGCCCAGAAUCACCGUCCGAGAUGCGGAAUCGAUAUCGGACGGAAGUCCGUUGGAAUCGGUCAACGCCCACCACCAUCCCGCGUCACAGCAGCCAACGAGCAACAGCAGCUUGGCGGCGCUGCAAACGUUGCACCACAUGCACGUGGCCGCUGCCGGGUCAGGCUUUGCCGCGAGUCCUCACCAGUUUCAUCAGCAUCAUCCGACGGGUGGUGGUGGUGGAGGAGGGGUGAACGCGGCGGGAGGUGUGCCGAUGCACGGGCACCACCCACAUCAUAAUCGGUUAAAUGACCAUGGCCAUCAACAAAAUCCUCAACAGCAGCAGCAGCAGCAACAAUCGCAUCUACCCAACCAUCAUCACCACCAAUUCAACCAUCAUCAUCACCACCAUCAUCAUCACCUGGCGAUGGCUGCCCAUCAUCACGCGCAGAAUCAUAAUCGAGAAAAGUACAAAGAUCUUGGCAAAAAAUCUUCUCUCUCGGCGUCGUCCGCUCUGAAGAGCAAACGCGUGCGGACCAUUUUCACCCCGGAACAACUGGAACGCCUGGAAGCGGAAUUCGAACGCCAACAGUACAUGGUCGGACCCGAGCGACUCUACCUGGCCCACACCCUUCAACUAACGGAGGCUCAGGUCAAGGUGUGGUUCCAAAAUCGGCGGAUAAAGUGGCGCAAGCACCACCUGGAGAUAACCCAGCAGCGUUUGGCACUGAUACGGCAGCGACAAAUUGCCAACGGAGUUGUCCCACCACAAGCUGCCGGACCACACAGCAACAUCAACGGCGGUGACCAAGCGUCUCCAUCGUCGUCCGGUGGGAUGCCCCAACAACAGCAAAUGAUGGCCGGUGGACGCAUGCUGGUUGGCGGCUCGCCCGAAUCGCCCGAACUUACCAUCUGUACGGACUCGCUGGAAACGAGAAGCGUUAGUGAGAGUGAUGAUUAGAGGUGUACGGUUGAAACUUUAUGAAAAUGUAAUUUAAUACAGGGACUUAAGGAAUAUAAGUUGUUCUUUUUAGUUUUUUCGAUUGUAGAAUAUAACUUAACAUUUAUAACUUAAUUUUGUAGAAAACAAAGAUAAUCACCUUAAUGUAAGCAGUAGUAAAUAUGUGUAUAAAAUGU